UUGGGUAGAACAUAUUAUUUAGCCUAAACAUAAUUUUACACGUCUCCAGCACCAAGGUGAUGAGCUGUCUGUUAAGGUGGGCAAGCCACCAAUACCCAACUCUAGGCAGUCAAUAUGCAGCUCAACUGAUAAAAAGGUUCACAAAAUAAGCAACUCUUUUUCUUGUAGCAAUCUAAACUCAUCAAGUCCUACCAAAAGUCCCUUGAAUUUCCUUGACAAAAUGCUCAGAAAGUUGUCGACUUUUGUCAAGUUUUUGCCUGCACUUCAAUUAAGCCUAAGCAUGCUAAAUUUGACCGUUGCCUUUUUCAUGCCUGAAUAAUAACUUGUGUGCUAAUUAACACUUUGUUUGGUGUGUUAGCUGAUCUUCUACCUCUCAUUCAAAACUGUGUUAGACAUUCCAUUUUCCUUCACUUUCUCUGCACAGUUUCCCUUCAUGGAAUUGCCAGUGAAGGCACCGGUUUCCAAUGACCGGAAAGCCUUUUCCAGAUUGGAAACCAAGAAUCUGUCUUACAAAUUAUGCAGUAACUUUGAUGAGUACUUGAGUAGGGUUGCUUAUUGUGGUGGGGUUUCGAAGAGAGGUCCUAAUAAGUUCAUUUUGGAAGAUGUGAGUGUUGAAGCUAGGCCUGGGGAGAUUACUGCCAUUGCUGGUCCCAGUGGGGCUGGAAAAACAACAUUGCUGGAGAUUCUUGCUGGAAAGAUUUCAUUGCAGAACAUGGCAGGUCAAGUGCUUGUUAAUGGCAGGCCUAUGGUUGUCAGUUGUUUUCGAAAAAUUUCUGGGUAUGUCACCCAAGAUGAUGCUCUAUUUCCUUUACUUACAGUUGAAGAAACACUGAUGUUUAGUGCACUUCUAAGGCUACCAGGCGGGCGCAAAGAGGCUGCCACCAGAGUGAGAGUUUUGUUGAAGGAGCUUGGACUAGAUCAUAUUGCAAGUUCAAAAAUUGGUGAAGGAUCAAGUUGUGGCAUUUCUGGUGGUGAAAGGCGAAGAGUUUCUAUUGGAGUUGAUUUAGUUCACGACCCUGCUGUUGUUCUAAUUGAUGAACCAACUUCAGGGUUAGAUUCAGCUUCAGCUUUGCAUAUAGUGACACUUCUUAAAUCAAUGGCGGUUAAUCAAGGCAAGACCAUUGUUUUAACUCUCCACCAGCCUGGUUUUCGAAUCCUGGAGUUGUUUGAUCGGCUUGUUUUGCUUUCAAAUGGAUUUGUCGUUCACAAUGGGACAUUGAAUCUUCUUGAAAAGAGGCUAAAGACUGCUGGUCACUACCUUCCUCGCCAUGUCAAUGUUCUAGAAUUUGCUAUUGAUGUCAUUGAAACCUUGGUUCCACGAAUUCCAGCAACACAAAACAACCACCAGUGUCAUCUACAGAGUAAAAAUGACAAAGAAGAUAAUCUUGAAAAAGGCCUGCCGAUUUUCUUACAAGAGAGAAGAAUUCUAAUGAGGGAGAUUUCGAGAGGAGCUUACCGUGUUUCUUCCUAUGUUUUAGCAAACACUCUCAUCUUUAUUCCUUUUCUUCUGAUGGUCAGUCUUCUCUUCACCAUUCCAGUUUACUGGCUAGUUGGUUUGAAAAGAGACAUUGAUGGGUUCCUUUACUUCUCCCUUGUGGUCUGGAUGGUUCUUCUCAUGUCCAAUUCAUUUGUAGCAUGUUUCAGUGCUCUUGUGCCCAACUUCAUCAUGGGAACGUCAGUAAUUGCAGGCCUUAUGGGAUCUUUCUUUCUGUUUUCCGGGUAUUUUAUAUCAAAGAACAGCAUACCUAAUUACUGGAUUUUUAUGCAUUAUUUGAGCUUGUUUAAGUACCCAUAUGAAUGUUUUAUGAUAAAUGAAUAUGGAGGAAAGGAAGGGAAGACAAGGUGCUUAGAGGUUCAGCAUGGAGAAUGCAGCUUAUAUGGAAGUGAGUUCUUAAAACAGCAAGAUCUGACACAGUCUAAGAAAUGGAUCAAUUUAACAGUGAUGCUGAGUUUCAUCAUUGGCUACAGAAUUCUUUGUUUUUCUAUCCUGUGGUUCAGAUGUUACAGAACAAGAAAUUAAAGAAAAAAAUUUACAAAAGAACAGGAGCAUACUUAUGUUUUCCCCUUCUCUUUUUUUCUUAUUCCCAAAUGCUUUUACUCAUCUAGAUCAGCAUCAUAAGCAAUCCAUUGUAUGAUCUUUAUAGACAUUCAUUAAUAAAGAAAUUCUUGCUAAUACUUAUUCA
Molecule: messenger RNA, 2183 nt
Organism: Mangifera indica (mango)
Lineage: Eukaryota; Viridiplantae; Streptophyta; Magnoliopsida; Sapindales; Anacardiaceae
Product: ABC transporter G family member 10-like
Exons: 2
Coding region: 434-2020 (528 amino acids)
Cellular component (GO): membrane
Molecular function (GO): ABC-type transporter activity; ATP binding; ATP hydrolysis activity
Source: RefSeq, a predicted model, not a curated record